Messenger RNA from Scaptodrosophila lebanonensis, 660 nucleotides. Its product is annotated as 34 kDa spicule matrix protein-like. Bases 47 to 418 code for a protein of 123 amino acids. The record is from RefSeq and is a predicted model, not a curated record. The transcript has a single exon. Lineage: Eukaryota; Metazoa; Arthropoda; Insecta; Diptera; Drosophilidae.
GUCCAGCGUUAACAACAAAUCAGAAAACGAGCAAAACAUUGCCACCAUGAAGACUUUGAUUGUGUUCGCGCUCUUGAUAGCAGCCGUGGCGGCUCUGCCACAAUUCGGCUUUGGCCGCCCAGGAUUUGGUGGGCCAGGAUUUGGUGGUCCCGGAUUUGGUGGUCCCGGAUUUGGUGGUCCAGGAUUUGGUGGCGGGUAUGGCAGGCCUGGUUUCGGUGGUCCAGGAUUUGGCGGCGGUUAUGGCAGGCCAGGUUUUGGAGGACCAGGGUUUGGCGGCGGUUUCCCACGUGGUGGAGGCGGCGGUGGCGGUUCUGCUUCUGCCUCAUCCUCAGCAAGUUCGUCGGCAGCUGGUGGCGGCGGUGCUGCCUCCUCUUCAGCCUCUUCAUCAGCAUCAGGAGGCGGCAACUUCCGGGGCUGAUUACCUUGUCAACUGCCAAUGCGCUCCUUUUUGAGAUUCUAGUUAGUAAUUAUUUAAAUUAAAAUGCUUUAGGCUAAGUCAAAAAGUCUGAACAGAUUAAAAAACCAAUAUGAAAAUCCAAUUAAGUUUUCUACAUUUUUUUGGGCACUCCCUGCAGAUGCUGCAAAAAUGUCCGUUCGUAUCUUUUCAGUAACAAAAUAAGCAACUAUUGUGUGGAUUGCAUAAUAAUAUAUUCAUUUGCU